Messenger RNA from Cygnus atratus (black swan), 1748 nucleotides. It is a transcript of the gene RAB6A, whose product is annotated as RAB6A, member RAS oncogene family. The transcript is spliced from 8 exons. Gene Ontology annotation, molecular function: GTP binding; GTPase activity. The record is from RefSeq and is a predicted model, not a curated record. Bases 236 to 862 code for a protein of 208 amino acids. NCBI's taxonomy places the organism in Eukaryota, Metazoa, Chordata, Aves, Anseriformes, Anatidae.
GCGGUGACGGGCGGAGCCCCGCGGCGGCGGCGGCUGCGUGAGGUGGGGGCGGGAGCGCGGCCCUGAGGGGAGCGGCGGCGGCGCCUCAAGCUCCGGCAGCUCCCCGAGCCUCUUCCCGGGAGGGGGAAAAAAAGGGGGGGGAAAAAAAAAAAAUAAAAAAAUAACAAUAAUAUAGCCGGGGAAGCAGAGAGCUCGCUGGGGGGGGGAGGCUGCCGGCGGCGGCACCAGCGGCACCAUGUCGGCGGGCGGCGACUUCGGGAACCCGCUGCGGAAAUUCAAGCUGGUCUUCCUGGGCGAGCAGAGCGUGGGGAAGACUUCCUUGAUCACCAGGUUCAUGUAUGACAGCUUUGACAACACCUACCAGGCAACAAUUGGCAUUGACUUCUUAUCGAAAACCAUGUAUUUGGAGGAUCGAACAAUCAGGUUGCAGCUGUGGGAUACUGCGGGUCAGGAACGUUUCCGUAGCCUCAUUCCCAGUUACAUCCGUGACUCUGCUGCUGCUGUAGUAGUUUACGAUAUCACAAAUGUAAACUCGUUCCAGCAAACAACAAAAUGGAUCGAUGAUGUCAGAACGGAAAGGGGCAGCGAUGUCAUCAUCAUGCUGGUGGGAAAUAAAACAGAUCUAGCAGAUAAGAGACAAGUGUCCAUUGAGGAAGGAGAAAGAAAAGCCAAAGAGCUGAAUGUAAUGUUCAUCGAAACUAGUGCAAAAGCAGGAUACAACGUAAAACAGCUUUUCCGACGCGUGGCAGCUGCCUUGCCUGGAAUGGAAAGCACACAAGACAAAAGUAGAGAAGACAUGAUUGACAUAAAACUGGAAAAGCCUCAAGAGCAGCCUGUCAGUGAAGGAGGCUGCUCCUGCUAAUACCACGUGGCUUCUACCUUUCUCCAGAACAUCACUGCUUCCCCUCCCUUUACUCUUCAUUGACUGCAGUGUGAAUAUUGGCUUGAACCUUCCCCUUUCAGUAAUAACGUAUUGCAGUUCAUCAUCGCUGGCUGUCUCGUGGAGAUGAUCUAUUAGCUUCACAAGCACACACACACACAAAGAAAAUGUCAGUGUCUUCAUUAUUUAUAAGAAAAAAAAAAAAAAGCCAAAAUAUUCCAGCGUAUUCUAGUUAUAACUUUAAAAAAAAAAAAAAAAAAAAAGAAUAGGUACAAUUUCUUAAUAUUUGUUCCUUUUUUAAUAUGUUAUGAUAUUGCACUUUGAAAUGAUGGAAACCGAGUAAGUUUUGAAUUGGACUUAGACGAGAAGUACGUGCAGAAGAAAUGCUUGCAAAUCUCACCCACUUGAUCUCUCUAACCACCUGGAGAUGGCUAGACAGCAGUCAGGAAUGCAAGCGGAGGUGGCGUAUGCCGAGGGUGAAAUGCUGUCCUUAAACAAUAAUAAAAGACGACGACAACUAAAACCAAGCUCUUAAUCUUUCGAGCAGAGAUAGUCCGAAUGGUUUUCAAACCCCAGAGCUUUUUCUGGGGGUUCGAUACCAGGACAGGCUACCGGGAUUUUUUUUUAGUUCUGGCCGAGGCAACGUGAGCACAUUUCCAAGGCGGCAUCCCGAGAAACGCAGAGGGGCUCCGGAUGGGGUAACUGGCUUCCGAAGGGUUUUCUGGGGGGGGGGAAAGGUGGAAGCGCGUUAGCGAAACACUUGCAGGAAACAAAGAAAACAAGCUUGGAGUGCAAGAUUGAGUUUUUAAGAGCAUUUUUUCCUUUUACGUAGAACAACAAUAAAGCAAAUGAUUGCUGCCCGAGAGAU